This is a messenger RNA of Linum trigynum, 6609 nucleotides long. The record is from the annotation of a GenBank genome assembly. Lineage: Eukaryota; Viridiplantae; Streptophyta; Magnoliopsida; Malpighiales; Linaceae.
AUCAAGUGUCUACUACAGAAUCUCCGAUCAUGUAAGCGUUCACCACGCCGGAGACUGGGAACUUCCACAAAUUUGAUCCUGUGAUGCGGAUACAGGGGUAGAGGAGAGGUUUCGCCGAGUGGGAGAUCACAGCCGGUGUAGAAGAGCGUCAAUAAGAGCAAGGAGCUGAAUGUAGUGUCCGCCCACACUGGUCGCGAGCUAUGAUAUGGAGAGAGCGACCAUGUUCGGGAGGUGAGGGAUUAGGCUUUGUGGAGAUGGUGGCAGAUGAUCUAGACAUCAACCGGCGAUUUAGGGGUAUCAUAUUGGAUUUUGGGAUUGUCGAACGAGGAAUUGGAUGAGUGAAAUGACCAGUUUAUAUAGUUGGGUGUUAGUUUGACACUUGUACAACAAAAUUGUUUUGCUCCGUUAGGGAUAUGGAAGGAAAGUUGGAAGGAGAGAGCGACCAUUAUCAAUUUAUAUGGUAUUGGGUGCCCUAUUUUGACUUUAGUGGUAUCCUUCCCCCAAUUGUGAAAGUUUAGUGGCAUAUGGUGUAUUUCUCCCUUAAUAAUAACUAGGAUAAAAUUGCGCUUAGCCGCAAGCUAACCACCAUUGCAUUGUUGUGGUUGCGAGUAAAAAUUUGAUUCCUUUUAUGUUGAUGUAUUUACGAUGGUAAAUUUUUGUGAAAUUGUCAUUAUUAUUUUCUAGUAGAGAAAUGGUAGUUGUUUAUUGAUGAUUUUUUUAUUUUAUACGUGUAUAUAUAUACACACCGCACAUUUCAUGUAAAACAAAAGACAAUUUUAGCCUAUAGGUUUGAGACGUUUAUGAAACGUUCAUACUUGUUAAUUAUAAUACAUAUAAAUGUUUUACUAAUUAGGGUACGAAUAAGGCAAAGAUGGUAAUGAAGAAAGAGAGAUAGAUGUCAGUUGAAAAAUGAGACGAAGAGGAAGUAGGAAAAAUAUUUUGGUAAUUAGUAAGCUUUUCAUGUUUGGCCUCUCAUAGUAUUUUUUUAAUUGUUAAGUUUUUUGUGGAAGAACAUUAAAUUGGUGAGCCACUUAGAUCGAAGCGAUUUUGGUCUUUUCCAAUUACAAACAAUCGGCCAGUGCAUAAAUGACCUAUCCAAUCUAAGAACAAAUUCAAUAUUGUGAUUGAUUACAAUUUUAAUGAUCGAAUUCGAAUCUGAUUAAAAAAUGCAUUGUUACUAUCUUUUUAUAAUGUAUUGGUUCUUUUAUUUCUCUUUCUCCCUACUUCUUUGGAGUUUGAUCUGCUACUUAUGGGUACUAUAAAGAAUCUCAGUAUUCUCCCUUUACUUUUAUGUAAUGCCAUGUUUUUCUUUUUAUUUCUCAUCCCUUGUUUUCUUAUAAUUUUCCAUGGGGCAAGACUUGUUUCAUUUCGCCCCUCUAUUUUGCUCUGUUUGUAAUCGUGUGAAGAGAAGAGAGGAGGCUAACCAAAAUGGUUAGUGAACAGUAAAUUGUAUUUUAGUUUAUAUAUAUAGUUUGUCAACACAAGAGCACAAAAAGUAGUUGUUUCAUUGUUUGUGUGUAGAAAAAGUGUAGUCUCCUUCAAGUUUGUGACCUCAAACAUCAAGUAGAUUGGGUUGUUCGAUUUUGAGUAAAUGAUACCUUUCGUGAAACACCCUAGCUCGGCCAAUCACUAAUUUUACUAAAAUGCCAUUGAAAAAUGAAAUACUCAAAUCUUAAAUUGCAGUGGAAAUUUUUUUCAUAAAUAAAAUACUGAAAACACAGUCUUUUAGUUCAAAGCAACGACCUAACCCGUGGGCAAAUUAAAGUCAAACUUUAAAAUCUCAAUCCGAUCUCAAGUCUAUACUCAUAAUCAUAAAAUGUAAUAACUCAAUAAUGUCUAACAUUGCCGCUUACUGAAACUUUGACUAGGCAUCCACCAUGACGUUUGAACCAUCCUCCUCUAGCUGGCUUGCCUCGAACCCAUUUGUCGAUCUCGCUGCUCUCUACCUGCUCCUCUAACUAACUGCUAUCGGGCUGGUUCUCACUCGUUCCUUUACUAAGGCCUGGUGAGUGAGAUGGGGUCAGUCUACGCUCUUAUGUUUAAAAUCUCUAGUACUUGAAUACUUUACUUAAGACACUUAACUUAAACUGAUGGAAGUUGUUUGUACUUCCACUCUUAAAAAUCUUAAUUGUUAAAGUUGUAUGGGAGCUACUGUUACUCUCCAUUCUUAAAACUCAAAUCUCAACUUAAAUACUUGACUAGCACGGGGAUCCCUCACUAGGUAGUCCGAUUGCCCAACUCAUAUGUAUGAGAAGCCAUCUAGGCUUUCCUUAAACACUACAGGAAAAUGACCAUUUGAUCACGGUAUAUACCCUGUUUGAAAGUGUGUUUCCCGUGUUUAGUAGUUCUAGUCACGGGAAAGUUACCGUAAUAUAUACCUCCGUGUCUAAUUGUAAAGUUCACCGAAAAUUUGUACCGUGAUUAAUAUUAACUAAUCACGGUACAAUUUCCCAUGAUAAUUUGCACCUAUUAAUCACGGGAACUCCCAUGACCAAUAUUAAAUCUUGCCACACAAAACCAACAAAAAAACACAUUUAAAGACGGGAUGUAAAGCUUUUAACACAGUAUUUACAAUGAAAAAAUAAAUUCCCGUGACUAGUUGCCAAUUAUUGGUCACAGUAUUUCGUUGAUUCUCCCAUGUCUAGAUACUAACAAUUGGUCACUAUAUUUUGCUAUGGCUAAUAAUCAAUAACUAGUCACUAUAUUUUCCUUUGAUACAUAAAAUUUUGUUUAUUACCAUACAAUUGAAAAUACCAACUUUUAUAGCAUGAAAUUGCUAACAUUAUUGUCAAUACAGUUAGUUCAAAUCAAUGUUAACUAACAUAUAAUUGAAACUGUAGCAUAAAACUCCAACAUAGUGAAAAUUAAUUACAACCUCCUACUACCAAAUCUGAGCAUAUUCAUAAGUAAAAAAUUAUUUUCUCCAUCCUUGGCUUCAUGCAUAGACUCAUUCGCAUGAUCAAUAGCUGCAGCAAGAAAGCCAAGUUCAUUUCAACUUGUUUGACAGUAACAACCUCUUGUUCUGUCUUGUCUUUCAUUAAUUAAGUUUGGGCAAAUACCCACUCCUAUAUCUCCGUCUUCAGUAUGCAAUGCAACCUAAUCCAGAUGACAACCUACCAAGACAUGCAUCAGUUACAAUUUAGAAACUGCUAUGAGGGAAACAAUUUAAAGCUCAAGCUUAGCAGAUUCUUCAAAUGUACAUAAAUUAUUCAAUUAGAUUAACUUUUGCAUACCGUGGAAACUUUACUCGGACCUUUUCUUGCACCAAGCAGAAGGUACAUGAUAACAUCGUAUUUGCAGAUGUUUGCACCCUCGUUUCUUGAUCAUUUUGGCUUGAGUUUUUGCUUUCUUGGACUAUUUUACGCUAGGUUGUGUUCCUUUGUCACAUUUCAGGUCCUAGCAUGUAAAUUGAAGCAUAGGCACAAGUUUCAAGUCAAUCGGAGAUCAUUUGGCAAUUCGGGAGAAGAAACACGAGCAUGACCUGAGGAAUAAUGGACUUCUACCUCAUAUUAUGGACAAAUAAUCAUGUAAUUUUGUUAUGAAAAGAAAGAGGACGAGACUAUGAGCGUCUGGGAUCAAACCGCGACUGAUUCGGAGUCCGGACGAGGGAGAAACAAAGCAUAAAACAGGGGCGGAGGAAGAAUCACGGGCAGCCCCUGCCCAAUUACGACCGUAAUUGCUCCUGGCAUGCCCGUAAUUUCAAUGCCGAGCCUAAUUUCCAAAAUUCCUGUCGCAGAGUCAAUUACGGGCAAGAGUCACUUUAAUUACGGUCGUAAUUCAGUAAUUACUGGCGGUAAUUGGCAAAUUACGACCGUAAAUCCUCUCUUCCGAGUUAAGUGAAACGCGCGUUUUGGGAAAAAUACGGGCAUGGAAGAAUUACGACCGUAUUUUUGCCCGUAUUUCGCCCAGAAUCGGGUUUUUUAGGAAGAUUCGAGCCAAAGGAAAGGGAGAGCUGAGUUUUUGGAUCCCAAACACCCAAGGGAUGAACCCUAGAGAGAGAGAGCGACUUGGGAACAUUCUUGGAGCUAUUUUGGAGGAUUUCUUCGCUAUUGGAGCUCGGGAAUCAAGCUUGGAGAUGGAGAUUUAAGAUAUAGAUCAGAUUUCUGCAGUCUCUCUCUUCUCUAUGGAGUAACUUCCCUUCACUUAGGUUUUGAGGAACCCUAGUUCCAUGUGUUAGGAUCUUUCUUGUAUGAAGUUUUGGAUGCUAUAUUGUUUGAUUAUAAUCGGUUGAGGCAUGAUUUAUAGUCAAUUGAAGCCUGAUCAUCUUCUCUUGAUUUCUGCUUUAACCUAUGAUAGAUAGAAUCCGAUUAGGUUAAGAGAGCUUCCUUGAUUGAUAGUGGUGAAUUGGUUGUGCGAGAGUCAAUCAAGUCACUGCUUUGUACUGGAAUUCAUUCCAGUAGUGGAGAUCUGUGUGAAUCGCCUUAGCAGUCUAUCCCGGUGAAGACUAGUCGCCUGUCGGGUAUUCUGUCUAAGAGGGCUUGGUCAGUUUAAGAGAUUCCAAGCUAAUUUAGGAUCUUCCGCAGUUUAAUCAACAGUAGAUCAACCAAAGGUAAUUGCAACUUGGACCUAAUUGAGGAGCUAGGGGAAUCAUACCUAAGUGAGUUCCCAACUUGUAAUUAGUAGAGUAGUCAGUAGAGUAGUUUACAAAUCAAUCCUUAAUCUUGUUUGCUAGAUAAUGAACUGAAGCUGAGUAAUAGUAACUCUAGAGACCCGUGGAUUCGAUAUUUAUUACUUGUGCCACUAUACUGCAGUCCCUUUCAUUGGUUACACUUGGCCAUUGUUAGGUGUUGUGUCGUAGCGUGUCAAGUUUUUGGUGCCGUUGCCGGGGACUUUCUAGAUUAUUUGGAAAGGUAGAAGUUUGUUACUUUAGCGUUUUUUUCCACCGUUGCUUUUCACUUGGGUGUUUUUGUUUUUGUUGGUGCAGAUCUGAAUCAUGGAUCCUAAUGGCUUCUCUAACCAGUGGGGGUAUCCACCACCAUCUGAGUGGUAUUACCCCGAGACUUCCUGGAGCAAUCAAGGAGGAGAGGACUAUGGAUUCGGGUCCUAGUACCAACCCCCUUAAUACAAAGAACAAUCAGACCCCUGGGCAUAUCAAGAACAACCUACUUAUCCAGAAGAAUUCCUCCCACAACUAGUAGGGCCAUCAGAUCUGGAUUUCGCCACAGCCCUCACGGGCCAUCCAGCAGAGCCAUGCUACACUCCACAGCCAGAUCCAAAUAUCACUUGAGGCUUCUCGUGGAGCAGAUUGCUCGAGUACCUGAGAGACCUUUUCCCGAGAUGGAUCCUCUUAUCCAGGCCAUUGCCGAAACUGACUUCUCCUUCCCCCGUGAAACAGAGGAUACCCUUCGGAGCAUAAAGAAGCACAUAGAGGUCAUUGAGAAAGCUUGUUCACAGUUUUCUCAAGACAACCUUUAUGCUGCCAUACAAGUAGAGGAGGAGGAAGAAAAAGGCAAUCAUGAUGAUGAUGAGGAGCAUACAGAAGUUGUCACAGAAAGCUCCCAUGGUAAUCAUUAUCCAGUGUAUCCUCUGGGGGUAGAUCACAACUUUCACCAUUUCCGCUCUGACAUGCUGGGCCCGAGCAAGGAGAUGCAAGCUGAACUUAUUGAGAACCUUGCAUCGCGACUUGCUCUCCAAUCCGUGCUGGAAGAAGAAGAGCAAGAAAGGGUGCAGAAUGAAGUUGUGGAGGAUGACAAAAGUGAAGCAGAAGGAGUUCUUGAUCUUUUCUCAGGGGUGAUACCACAUGAAGAAGGAAGGGGGGUUGAAGAAGCAAUUGGCGUCCAGGCCGAGGAUGAAGUUGAGGUGGAAGAGGCUUGCACCGGCCAUGAGUUACAUGUGCUAUCUCCACCAAACUUCGAGGAAUUGCUUAGCAAGGACCCAUUUGCAGUGUCUCUUUGCCAGACCAAGGCCACAUCGACAUCGGUCAAUCUUGGUGGACGCAAUGGUGUCCAUUCAAUGUUGUCAUAUCUGGUUUGCAGCAAUGAGACAAGAGAAGAGAACAAGAAGUCUCGAGGGUGGAGACUUCAUCUGCAUCAAGUGCACGAGCUUCCAUCACCUGUCAUACCACAUUCUCGUGACUUGAGAUUCCACCUCAUCGACGAGAACCUCAACUUCAAAGAGGUUCUUGGGUGGACCGAAACUUAGGAGCCAUCGUCUGGCUCACGACGUGAAAAAAGCGCUUGUUGGGAGGCAACCCAACCAGUCGGUUUGCAUUUCUUUCUCUAUUUCUCCUCGGUUGAGUUAGUUUUGUUCUUUGAUUUUAGAGUCAAUAACUCAACCUUUGUGAGAUUUUGUGGGGUGUUUGUGUUCCGACUACGCUCUCCUCCUAGAAUGCACCUCCUGCCCCGUCCACCAUCAUUCACCCUUGAUCUGGUAAAUUCGUUCUACCCUCCUUAUCUUUCCUCCAUUGAGGACAAUGUCGUGCUUAAGUGUGGGGGGAUGUUCGAUUAUGUAUGCGUGUGAAUGUUUGGCUGUAUGUGUGUGCUUGGACCCUAGUCCACUGUCCAAAUCUUGAGAUUUGAGGGCUCCAAGCACUGCUGUUUGCUUGAUCAUAUUGGCACUAUGGUUUAAUUGGAGAAUCGAAUAGCUUUCGAAUUAAUGCAUGACAACUGG